Molecule: messenger RNA, 5073 nt
Organism: Rhineura floridana
Lineage: Eukaryota; Metazoa; Chordata; Lepidosauria; Squamata; Rhineuridae
Gene: RYBP
Product: RING1 and YY1 binding protein
Exons: 5
Coding region: 472-1158 (228 amino acids)
Biological process (GO): positive regulation of DNA-templated transcription
Cellular component (GO): nucleus
Molecular function (GO): DNA binding; transcription coregulator activity
Source: RefSeq, a predicted model, not a curated record
GCGAGGAAGAGGCGAGCGACUAAACUGAGGCGGGGUCACAUGCUGGCCUUGUGGGUGGCCAGGCGCCGCCCAGCGACGGCGACGGCACCCUCAUCUCCUUCCACGGAGUCUUGAGGAAACAACGUUCUCCUAGCCGAGGGAGCCAUUCCUUGUCUGCGACUGAGGGGGUUGAGUGUUGGUCGGUGGGUGCACGUUCUUCUUCCCUCGCCCCAGCGGAGCCCAAGGCCGGGCUGCCCGGAUUGGCCGGGGAGGGCCGCGAGCUCCGCCUGCUGUAGCCGUGCUUGCUGACUGGGAGGGGAGCAGAGCGGAGCGAGGCUGCGCUCCCUAGUCUGGAGCGGGAGCCUGGCAGCGGCAGGAGGAGCGGCGGCGGCUGAGGAGGACCCGGAGCCUGCUGGUCUGAGGAGUCAGCCCUGUAAGCCCUCCGCUCCUUGUGCGCAAGGCAAGGGGGAGCCUCCCCGCCUCAACCGAUCCAUGACCAUGGGCGACAAGAAGAGCCCGACCAGGCCAAAAAGGCAAGCAAAACCUGCAGCUGAUGAAGGUUUUUGGGAUUGUAGUGUCUGCACCUUUAGGAACAGUGCUGAAGCCUUUAAAUGCAGCAUAUGUGAUGUCAGGAAAGGCACCUCUACAAGGAAGCCUAGGAUAAAUUCUCAGCUUGUUGCACAACAAGUUGCUCAGCAAUAUGCUACGCCACCACCUCCUAAAAAGGAGAAGAAAGAGAAGGUGGAAAAGCAGGAAGAGAAAAAACCAGACAAAGAAAAAGAAAUUAGUCAAAGUGUUAUAAAGAAGAGUACCAGCAAGAAGACUAAGCCAAAGUCCGAUAUUGUGAAAGAUCCCCCAAGUGAAGCAAAUAGCAUACAGUCUGGCAAUACGACAACAAAGACAAGUGAUUCAAAUCACACCUCAAGGCCCAGACUGAAAAAUGUGGACAGAAGUACAGCCCAGCAGCUGGCAGUCACAGUGGGAAAUGUCACAGUAAUUAUCACAGACUUUAAAGAAAAGACUCGCUCUUCCUCCACAUCUUCAUCUACGGUGACCUCCAGUGCAGGAUCAGAACAGCAGAAUCAGAGCAGCUCAGGCUCAGAGAGCACAGACAAGGGCUCGUCCCGAUCCUCUACGCCAAAGGGCGACAUGUCCGUAGUCAACGAUGAAUCUUUCUGAUAAUUGCACAUGGAAUUGUGGGAAACCUAUGAAAUCAGGGUAUGAAAUUCAAAUAUUCCAUUUGUCCACUAGGCUGUAGUCCUGGAAAAGCUGCCAGUGCCACUUUUUCUCGUCGUCCUCCUAUGCUUCAGCGUACUUUAUGGACAUCGUCCCUUAACUGAUGACACCAGGAUUGUUUGGGAAGGCUGUGGGCAUCUGGUCACCAAGGAAUUUCGCACCCUGACAAUUACUUUUUGACACUUAUUAAUUCCAUUGUUUUAUAUGAUUUUCUUAACAAUCAUUUAUAAUUGGAUGUGCUUCUGACUCUUUCUUAUAAAACUGCUGUGCACAGUUUUUUUCCAUGAACAUUACAACCUUGUUUUUUGGGGGGUGAGGCAACAUGAUGCAGGUGGGAGGGGAGGGCUAUAGGAGGAUUUUUAUUUAUUGUAUUCACAAACGUCAUCCUCUCAUUCUCCCCCACCCCACCCCACCCCACCCCAGCAUAUUCUUUUGAGUUCAGUUCUCGCUACUUCCAGUUAUACUGUGUACUAUCAGUUUUGAUAUAAAUUAUAUAUAAAUAUAUAAAUAUAUAUAUAUAUAUAUAUAUAUAUAUAAAAUAUAUAUAUAUAGGGUUAUUUGAAACCAAUACAUGGAAACGCUGGUGCUUGAAACACUGUGAAGCAAAACAAUUUAAGAUCUGGGACAGUGAGUGCUGAAACAAAACCGGAACCGCUUUUAGAUGAACAGAGUGUUCCUGGAAGUUCAAGUGGAAAUGGGACCUGGCUUUCUUCGUGUGCUUUGCCUGAAGAGUACUGGACAAAGAUAAAUGUCUAUUUUCUUAUUUUCUGUUCCUUUUUUUAUCCCAAAGGUGCUCCAGGUCACUUGCAUUCCCAGUAGAAUAUCUGAAAACAAUAAAUUUCCAGCCUUUUCCUACAAUAGUGUACAAAUUUUAAAAACUACAAGCUAUAUUGGUUUCAGAAUGCCUAGUAUUAAUGUACAUGAUGGCUGCACAUUAACAUUGCCUAGUUUUGCAUAAUCAAUCUCACUUUUACUCUGUGUCACUUUUUCUCUAGCCAUUGUCCAGAUCCAUAUUGGUUAUGGGAGUAACAUUGAAUAUCUGUGGGGUGGGGAAUAUCUGUCAGCAUUUAUGACUCAAGGCAGCUGACAGCCUAACAUUGAGGGUGCUGCCCUCGCCCCUGCUAUUAUAACCAGCCCACUGUGUACUCUGAUGUCACAUAGCUUGCUCUCAAUGCAAAUCUCACGUGUCUGACUUGUUUUUAAUUUAAUUAUUCUGUAUUCUGAGAGUAUUUUUUUUCAAACAGCCUGUCAUCCAAUGAUAACGUCUAUGGAUUUAUUUAGACAUGUCGAGCUAAAAUAGUCUGUUAUGGGAGCUACAGUUGUGAAGAACUUUCAUACUGGCAAGCGAGGAACAGAAUGGCCAAUAAUCGUUAUUCUUUCUAGAAAGCUAUCCUGACUAUAAGCUUCCUUCCAGUUUCAAAUUGUGUUGCAGUUUUACCUAACUUUUGUGUUAUCCUGCUUAAAACACUAGAAUGAAGUGAUGGAACACUGUUUUAAAAAAUCCAUUGUAUGUGCUUUUUUAGGCGACCCAGAGUGCUUUGCUAUAAUUUCAGUAGCCCCUUUUCUGAUUAUCAAAAUGGAUACCGUGUGGGUGUUUAUGCUCAAAGGGCCACUUGGCAGAACUUGGUGCUAGAAAAUUAUUGUACAGAUUUGUUGCUCGAAAAAUAUAAAUUAUUUCUGUUGUAUUGAGGCAAUGAAAUUGUUGCAUUUUACCAGUUUAGUUUUAAGUAGCAACAAACACAAUGUCCUUUGAUAUCAAUUUUAAAUUUUAACCUAUGCUUAACUGAAUAAAGCAACUCUGCUCAAAGAGUUAGAGUAGCAGAGCAGUGCCUUUGCAGCUGCAGUUCAAUUCUGAACAUGGUGAUUUCCUCAUUAAAUUGUUCGUAUAUCUAAUUAUUCUUUUUUGAAGUCUUAUUCUUAAAGUAUUUAUUGAAAAAGAAACAAGAACCAAAGGAAAACCAGAUGAUUCUCAUAAGCUCUGAAAUACAAUAGGUGUAGUUUUAAUAGUCCACAUCAAUCCACAUUUCAAACAUUGGUAUGAUAUUGUAAAGACAUUCCUUUUCCAAGUCUUACUAUUCCUUUAAAGGAUCUCAGGGAGGGUAAAUUGGUCAGCCAUAAUUUAUUUUUGGAGAAAAAAUAAUUUUUAAAGAGAUGUUUUGAACUUAGUCCCAGAUGUGUGUAAUUUGCACAGCUUUUUUUAAACAAAUAAACCAGAAUGAAUUAGGCCUAUAUGCAUUUGGCCCCUUCCCAGCAAAGACCUGAUCUAUGGGCAUGGGUAUUGGGAGUGCACCCGUGUAUACAAAUGGUGUAUUUCCUUCAGUGGGUUGCUAGAAUAAGGCCUUGGUGUGGGGGAAAACAGUGCGUGUUGAGAAAAUUACUUAAUAUGGUGAGCACCACCCACCAAGCAUUGCUGCUCCACUCAUUUUAUAGUAUGGCUUUUUGUGGGCUGCCAUUUAAAGAGUGCACACAGCAGCAGAGGUUGGCGGGUUCUGCCUUGUGAAAUAUGCCCCUUAGGUUAGGCAACAAAAGCUUUAACAGUAAUGAGCUGCUCAUUGGCUUACCAAUUCAGUGAAAUCCUCUUUGGGUUUUCUUUUCCUUUCUCCUUUUUUUUUAAUGUGUGCCUCUGACAUAUUAGCCUGUUAGAAUAAAGUAUGCAAAUCUAUCUUUGGCACAAGUGGUGUGACUGAAACUGCAUUUGGCUGAAAUUGUCAGCUAAGCAUUCAAACUUUCUUGGGCCGCAUUUUUAGCUGUUGCAUUGUAAACUCUGCAACUGGUAACACACACACCCCUUUUAAAAAAGCAUGUUUAAAAAUGGAAUUCCCUUCACUUUCUGCAUUUCAGUUAGCCAUACAGUAGUUGGAGAGCAUGUUUCUGAAAUACUAGUGUAGAAGAAGGGCCAGAAAUGCUUGGUAGCAAGUGGCACAGAAAGCAGGUAAGGAAAAAGCACAGUGUUACAUUUGCAAGUUUCAAUUUUUACACUUUAUAUAUACACACACAUGUGCGUGCACACCAUACACACAACAGCUUGCUUGACUUGCUCAGUUUGAAAUAGUCAUGCAAAGGGAACAAUAAAAAGAAGAGAAUAGAUGGGCAGUUUUAAUUGAAAGCAUUUUGCUUGUUAAAAAUCAGUUAGAUUUUAAAAUUGGGCAGUAGCUAUACGCAUUGAGACACUUCCAUCUGCCUUAUCAGUACCAUUUUCAGGCUACUUUUUUUUAAACAACUGUAAACGUAAAUUAUUGAAAAUUUAUUACUUGCUGACUAUAAUAACCUUUGCUUGUAUGUAACCGAAAACAAAAUGGUUUAAGAGCCAACAUUUAGAAUAUGACAAUGGAGGUGAACAGUUUUUAAUGCGCAAGCAGUUCUGUUCUUGUGUAUGACUUGUAACCUUAAUUUACUGUGUAAAGAUGGUUACAUUAUUCUUUAGCUUUGUUUGUUUGGAGACAAAUAGAGAAUGCUUGUUUAAGUAUGUCAAGACAUAAUUUUAUCUUGUGGAUUUUUAUGUUAAUGUAUUAUACGAGCUAUAUUUUUCAUUUGCCCAGAAAGACAGCUUGUAUAACGCUUUUGGAAGUUUUCUGCUCUGUAAAGUCUUUAGAGCUGACAGUCCUGUUAAGUUUGUUUAAUCUUCAUGCUAAAAGUGUCAAUGGUGGUUUUGUGAACUGGUCAGAAAAAUUCACAGGUCUUAAAUGUUUUCGGGAAAUUUAUAUUGGACACUGCUCUUUGUCUAGCAAAUAAAAGAUGUUAAUAUAUUCCUGUUACCGGCAUGUGCACGACUGUUAUUAGAAGCCACUUUAUCAUUUUCCUGCUUUAAAUAGAAAUGUCUAUUUAUGAAUUCUGCUUGUAGUUUUUUCACAAAUAAAA